AUAAUGGGAAUACUUGGAAUUAUACAUGCUGCGGCGGACUAUCUUCUGACCUGGGUCAAGCUGAUCCAAAACCGCGAGGUCGGCUGGCCCACGAUCAACCGCAAGACAGGGAAAUAUAUGCGCGAGCAGCAGCCUCUGUGGAAGAAACUCAAGCUGCUCCUGUUGUUCAACCCGCUAACGACAUGGCUGGACACAACGCAUGCGAUGAGGCUGUAUAUGCACAACAGCGCGAUUAAAGAGGGGGAGAAAGAAGCAACCCCCGGCUCAGCAAAACGCAUCCGAGAAUUCAUCUCGUUCUUCCACAUAAACAUGGAUGAUUUUGAACCUUCUGACCCAAGCGCGUACAGAACAUUCGAGGACUUCUUCAUCCGCCACCAUAAACCGGGCACACGGUCGAUACACGAGCAUAGUGACCCCAAAUCUGCCGUUGUGGUUGCGGACUCCCGGGUCGUGGUCUAUGAUGAAAUCGCCGAGAGCAAGAAGAUCUGGAUAAAAGGCGAGGACUUUUCAAUAACGAAUCUUGUUAUGGAUAGGAAACUGGGCCCGCAGUUUAAGGACGGACCUGUUGCGAGCUUUAGGUUGUCGCCGCAGGAUUAUCAUCGCUAUCAUAGCCCUGUCACGGGGAAAAUCAAGUUAUAUCGCAGCAUGCCUGGGGAUUAUUACGAGGUUGACCCGUUGGCCCUGCGGAGCGGAGUAGAUAUUCUGACGAGGAAUGCGCGGGACUACGUGGUGAUAGAGACGGAAGAGUUUGGGGAUGUGUUAUUUGUGGCGAUUGGAGCGAGUCAGGUUGGGACUGUUGAGAUCCACGAGAAAUGGCAGAACCCCGGAGCUAAGAUUACAAAGGGGGACGAGCUGGGGAUAUUCCAGUUUGGUGGCUCGAGCAUCGUUGUUGCUUUCCAGAGGAACAGAAUUUGCUUUGACGAGGACUUGAUCUGGCCGAGUAAGCAUGCUGUUGCGGUGGAUGUCGAAGUCGGUAUGAGCCUUGGUCGUGCUGUAAAAGCGUAGUUAUUAUAUGCCGUACAUAUACCGUUACCUUUGUACGUGUGUAUUGCAACAGUUCAUUCCCCUUAUAUAUUCUUCAUAAUUAUACCAAGAGAUGGCCUAUUACACCUUUUUCGGGACUUCAAACUGAACCCCUUUCUCCUGGAUCUUCAGCAGACCAUCGUUAUAGUUAUCCAACGGCGCAUCGGCCUCAACAAGCCUCCAAACCUCCUCAAUCAGCUGCACCACAUCCGGACUCAGAGGCCCCUUCUUCGCAAGCCCAAUAGUCUCCCUCAACUGCUCCACAUUGCGCGCCCCAAAGAUAACCCUAUCGCCAUGCUCCCCCUUCAACGCCGAGUUAUGGAUAACCCACCGGUACGCCAGCUCCACCUUGGGAAUGCCCGUCUGCUUGGAAAUCUCCUCCCAGAGCUUCAACCCCUCAAACAUCGUCGGCUUGUUAUACAGCUCGUGGUACAAAGCCCCAACGCUGGACGACGGG
Molecule: messenger RNA, 1480 nt
Organism: Aspergillus versicolor CBS 583.65
Lineage: Eukaryota; Fungi; Ascomycota; Eurotiomycetes; Eurotiales; Aspergillaceae
Product: putative phosphatidylserine decarboxylase
Exons: 5
Coding region: 4-1005 (333 amino acids)
Biological process (GO): phospholipid biosynthetic process
Molecular function (GO): phosphatidylserine decarboxylase activity
Source: RefSeq, a predicted model, not a curated record